Molecule: messenger RNA, 1245 nt
Organism: Drosophila navojoa
Lineage: Eukaryota; Metazoa; Arthropoda; Insecta; Diptera; Drosophilidae
Gene: Sodq
Product: Sodesque
Biological process (GO): superoxide metabolic process
Molecular function (GO): copper ion binding
Source: RefSeq, a predicted model, not a curated record
UAUUUUAAAAAUAUAUUUUUAAUUUGUCAAGUUACAAUCAUUUUUCUUUAGAUUGAGGUUAAUUAGAAUUACAAAGAUUGGGGCGGCGAUUGCUAGCUACGCCCCUGGACGGACAGACAGACAGGUAACCAAGCAUCACACACGCGACACUCAAUUGCCAUUGAGUGGUCAUCAUCCAUACGACUGAUAUAGCCAACUGUACGCAGUUGAAGCAAUUAACGUGUUCAAUCAGCAUGAAAUCCAUGUCGAUGCCGUCUAAAUGGCAACCGACACAGUGCAUUCGGUUCAGUUUGGUCAAAAGACUCACAGACAACGGCAGCAUUUCCCAGUGGAGCCAACGGAUCCAACGAAUCUCUAUAGAACACACAAUACGAGAGCGUCAAUUAACCGCGAUGUUCCGCUUCAGACCCAUAUUGGCAUUUAUCCUAUUAAAUAGCAUUUUUGUGCCUGGCGGCGCGCAAAAUUUGCUGGAUCGGCUGAGACCCGGGCCAGCUAAUAUGACCCGCAACAUCGACGACAUCAAAGUGGUGGCCGGCACAAAGGUGAAACGCUACGAGCGCAUGUCGGUGCCACUGGCUGGCAUUGGUCCGGUCAUUGGCGGGAUUGGUGCCGCCGCACUGCUGAGUCCACUGCUCCAGCCGCAUCCGCCAUAUGUGGGCUACUCCUUUGUGCCACAGUGGCAGGCGGGUGCCGUACUAAACGGCGAGGGUGAUUCAGCGGGUGCAGCCGGCAUGAUAACCUUCCAGCAGCUGCCCUACAACAGUGACAUCAAGGUGACCAUCAACAUCACCGGGCUGCCGCCGGGAAAGCACGCACUGCACAUACACACAUACGGCGAUGUCAGCGAGGGCUGCAAAUCCACGGGCGGACAGUUUCCCAAUAACUUUCUGGGCAACCUGGAGGUGAAGCCGGACGGCAAAGUCUCGGCCGUGUUUAUGAGCAUCUACCUGCAGCUCUUUGGCUUCAAUGGCAUCGUUGGCCGUUCCGUCGUCAUACACAGCAAACCCAUCGACCUGAACACAGCGCUCAAUGCCGAGGUCUUCUCCUCGGCGCUGUCCGUGCCCAAUGCCCUGGCCUACCAGAACGAGGAGAUGUCCGUUGGUGAGCCCAUUGCCUGUGGCGUAAUAAGUCUAAUGAGUACUGCCAACGUAUCGCCGACCGUAUCAACCUCGCCUGCUGGUCCCGAAAUUGUGGAACCUGCGGCAUAAAUUCUCUAAAUAACAAUCGGAUUCACUCUUCAAAUAU